Brachypodium distachyon (stiff brome) is the source of this 1866-nucleotide messenger RNA. Its product is annotated as potassium channel KAT3. Gene Ontology annotation, molecular function: voltage-gated potassium channel activity. NCBI's taxonomy places the organism in Eukaryota, Viridiplantae, Streptophyta, Magnoliopsida, Poales, Poaceae. The record is from RefSeq and is a predicted model, not a curated record. Gene Ontology annotation, cellular component: membrane. Gene Ontology annotation, biological process: transmembrane transport; potassium ion transport. The coding region runs from base 39 to 1595 and encodes 518 amino acids. The transcript is spliced from 9 exons.
GCUAUGCCUCUGUUGCUAGCUCCCGGUAUAAAUACGCAAUGCAGCCGCGGCUUCCUCCGCAGAUCGAACUCGCGGUAGUGCGUUCGUUCCUUGUUGCAAUGGCACGUAGGCCAUGGGGGGCGCGAUGCUUCUUGCCAUGCUACGACGGCGGCAGAAGCAGCGGGUCCAGUGGCUGCAACGAGCUCCUGCCAUCGCUUGGCGCUACCACAGCCCAGCAGCAGACCCCCGAGCUGGUCUCCAAGAAAUACCUCGUCUCGCCAUAUGAUCCGCGGUACAAGGUGUGGGAAAGGUUUCUGAUCCUGCUAGUGGUGUACUCGGCGUGGAUAUGCCCGCUGGAGUUCGCGUUCCUGAGGUACCUGCCUCGGGCGCCUUUUGUCGUGGACGACGUAGUCAACGGCUUCUUCGCUGUCGACAUCAUACUCACUUUCUUCGUCCCGUACGUGGACAAGAAAUCCUACCUUGUCGUCGACGAUCCUAAGAAAAUAGCGCUCAGGUAUCUGUCGACCUGGUUCAUCUUUGAUGCCUGCUCGACGGUUCCAUUCCACUCGAUCAGCCACCUGUUCAACAAGCACGAGCACAGCCUCGGCUUCAAAUUCCUCAACGUCCUUAGACUCUGGCGGCUGCGCAGGGUCAGUUCCUUAUUCGCAAGGCUUGAAAAGGACAUCCGGUUCAACUACGCGGUGAUACGCUGCACGAAGCUCAUCUCAGUGACCCUGUUCGCGAUACACUGCGCCGGGUGCAUCAACUACCUGAUCGCGGACAGGUACCCGGACCCGAGGCGGACAUGGAUCGGCGCCGUCAUGCCGGACUUCAGGGAGGACGGGCUGUGGGUCCGCUACGUGACCUGCCUCUACUGGUCCAUCACCACCAUGACCACCACCGGCUACGGCGACCUCCACGCCGAGAACGCCAGGGAGAUGCUCUUCGGCAUCUCCUACAUGCUCUUCAACCUCUGGCUCACCGCCUACCUCAUCGGCAAUAUGACCAACCUCGUCGUCCACAGCACCAGCCGCACCAGAGACUUUAGGGACAUGGUUCAGGCUGCUUCAGAGUUCGCGGCGAGGAACCAGUUGCCGCAGCAGAUAGAGGAGCAGAUGGUGAACCACUUGUGCCUGAGGUACAAGGCAGAGGGGCUCAAGCAACAGGAGACGCUAGACAUCCUCCCAAAGGCGAUGCGGUCGAGCAUAUCUCUCUAUCUCUUCUUCCCGGUUGUCCUAGGAACCUACCUGUUCAAGGGAGUCUCCACGAGUUUCAUCCAGCAACUGGUAACGGAGAUGCAAGCUGAGUACUUCGCCCCAAAGGAGGACAUCAUAUUGCAGAAUGAAUACCCAUCGGACCUGCAUCUUCUUGUGACUGGAGCAGUGGACAUUGUGGCAAUGCUAGAUGGAACGGAGCAAGUUUAUGCAAAAGCAGCAGAGGGGGAUCUAUUAGGGGAGAUCGGAGUACUGUGCAACAAGCCACAGCCGUUCACUUUCCGGACGACCAAACUAUCUCAGGUUCUGAGGAUCAGUAGGCCCAAGCUGAUGGAUAUUAUCCAAGAAAAUGCAGAAGAUGGCGAAAUAAUCAGAAUCAAUCUUCAGCAAGUAAAUAGUUAAGGGAAUCCAUAGUUAAGUCCCUAUCUUGCUAUCUUAAGGCAUACAAGAAAUGGAUAUAUUGGCUUUGUACUUCAAAAAAGCGACGCUACGGAAGAAAUACUAAACACUGGAGCUGGAAUGCAUCCAGACAAUCUGGUCCAUGUAUUUUGAACAGAGGCUAAACCGAGACCGUCAGACAAUCUCACAUGUCCAAGUCUCCGUCUGUAUGUUAUCAUUACUGUGACUUUUAACGGGUGUGACGCGUGAAAUAACUGUUGAUGGUAUUAGCACA